Molecule: messenger RNA, 1242 nt
Organism: Cladocopium goreaui
Lineage: Eukaryota; Dinophyceae; Suessiales; Symbiodiniaceae
Source: the annotation of a GenBank genome assembly
AUGGUGCCACCGCGCCGCCUCAGUGAUCUGAAUGCUUUUGCGAAGGCGGGCAAUGUAGCUGCUGCGAGGGAGGUUUUCAAUGACUUGCAGUCUGCGCCUGCGCGUCUCCAGACAGUGGUGUGGAAUACUAUGCUCAAGGCACAUGCCAUCGCAGGCGACCUGCAUGGUGCGAGUGCCCACUUUGCUGCCAUGCAAGGAUGUCGCGUGGCGGUGAACUCGCGGACCUUCGGCAAGCUCAUCAGGUGUGCGGCAGAAGCGCGGCAACCAGAGGAAGCCGUGCGAUUCCUGCAGCUGUCCCAACAGCAUGGAUUGGCAGUGGAUGCCAUAGGCCAGACCUCCGUCUUGGAUUCCUUUGCCAAGGCUGGACGCCCAGAAGAAGCAGAGCAGUGGUUAGAAAGUGUGGCCACCGAUGGUGUUGCGCUGUCGGCGCUGGCUGCUGGCUACGCGCGCAUGGGCAAAGCACUGGAUGCCCAGCGGUGUUUCGAAAAACUCUUGGCAGCAGGUCUUUCCCCUCAAGAAGAAACUUGGGGCUUGUUGGCCAGCGCUUGGGCGAGACAAGGUGAAACUCAGAAGGCUGCACAGUGGCUGCGCCAGAUGGUGGAGAUGCAGAUGCAACCCUCGGAGGAGACCAUCGCUGCCUGCGUGGCGGCCUGUUCUAAGAGCGGCGACCCCGCGACGGCCGCAUGGGUUGAGGGAUUGCGGCAGCAUCCCCAGAGAGCGACUGGCAUUGAUGUGUACAAUGCCGCCAUUGGCGCUCGUGCCCGGAGCGGGAAGAUGCAGGAGGCUGAGAGCAAGUUAGAGGAGAUGCGGGCUGCCAAGGUCCAGCCCAACUUGAUCACCUACAAUGCAUUGAUUGAUGGGGCAGCUGGAGCCGGCCGACAAAGCGUGGCCCAACAAUGGCUCAGGCAACUGCGCCAAGAUGGCCUGUCACCAAACACGGUGACCUACACUUCGCUCAUCAAGGCCUGCUCCAAGUUUGGAGAUCUACCAGGAGCAGUGGGAUGGCUUCAUGAGAUGGUCGCGAAUGAGCUAACUCCCGAUGUCAUGGCCUACACAGCUGUGAUACAUUGCAGUGCCAAGAAGGGCAAUGUGGAAGAAGCCACCAGGUGGUUUGAACGGAUGUCUGCCAACGAUGUGCGGGGUGACUACGUGACUUACACGGCGCUGAUCAAUGCCUGCGCCAAGCGGAGUGAUGCAUUUGGGGCCAUGAAGUGGUUGCAACGCAUCGUGGUUGCUAUGUGA